Suillus bovinus is the source of this 1209-nucleotide messenger RNA. RefSeq lists its product as uncharacterized. The transcript is spliced from 4 exons. The record is from RefSeq and is a predicted model, not a curated record. Gene Ontology annotation, molecular function: cysteine-type deubiquitinase activity. Gene Ontology annotation, biological process: protein deubiquitination. NCBI's taxonomy places the organism in Eukaryota, Fungi, Basidiomycota, Agaricomycetes, Boletales, Suillaceae. Bases 262 to 1158 code for a protein of 298 amino acids.
ACUCGAGCGCCUCAUAUACAUUUACCACAGUUCCCGUGUACUCCAGGUGUAAGACCUUCUUCUCUGUGGAUGUGUUAGGAAGGCGAGUGGUAACUAUCUACCGUGCAUCUACAACGUAGGAGUUUUCGAGUGCAGUUUCCGGGUCUUUAGUAGAUAAGAUUAGAUCCCAAUUCUACUUUGGUCUUGCUUGGAGCGUUGGAUUUCGGUGACCAACAAGCUCCACCUUUCCACUCUGAACAGUACUUGCAGCAGCAAGAAAUCAUGGCAGGUUCAAGAAAGAACAAAAUCAAGAAGUUCGUCUCUCCAUCACAAAGCAGCACUCCAGAUCAGGCCCAAACCGAGGACAAUGAUCAACUCGUAGACGACCUGCUUGCAGAGCUCGACUCCCGGAACCAGACUGUACAGCAACAAUCAGCUACCGUGUUGCUAGAGAUUCAAGAACAUCAAGAGAAUACAGCUAAAGACAAUUCUCGACCGGCCAAGAAAAAGCAGGAUAGUAGGAGCCGACAUGAAGCGCGACAGGCGAAAAAGGCGGCAGCCUUGGCUCAGAAUCAUGCACCUAUUGAUCCGGAAGCAGACGCAAGACUGGAGAGGGAAGCAAAGGAAGAAGAGAUAUCAAUUAAGGAGACAUGCGACAAGCUUGGGGUACAGACGCAUGAGAUACCACCGGAUGGUCAUUGUCUUUUCUCUGCCGUGGCGGACCAGCUAGCACUCCUUAACAUACUUCCUCCCAACCAAGCCAACUACGUCACCGUCCGCGCUGCUGCAUCAAACUUUAUCUAUACUCACCCAGACGACUUCCUGCCUUUCCUGCCAUCCGCGUUUGGCGAAGAUGGCGUUGGCGCAACAAGUACAGGCUUCAUGACCCCACAACAAUUCGAGCAGUACUGUAUGACGAUCAAGGACACCGGUGCCUGGGGUGGAGAACCAGAGAUCCUGGCACUCAGUCGAGCAUAUAAUGUUCCCAUACAUGUCGUGCAGGGUGGUGUUCCCCGGAUUGUUGAACACAACCCGGGUCCGUCACCUCGGCCGUUUUCUAAGGUAGCUCGUAUCAGUUUCCAUAGAAGGAUGUAUGGGCUAGGGGAGCACUACAACUCUUUACGACCCAAAACUACCAUUGCACAAGUGGCUGGCAGGAUUCAGUCCGCAUUCUCUUGAUUCACAUACGUGAUAUCCCAUUUAUAUUUUGAAGGGGUACGGAAUACUCAA